Molecule: messenger RNA, 12413 nt
Organism: Epinephelus fuscoguttatus (brown-marbled grouper)
Lineage: Eukaryota; Metazoa; Chordata; Actinopteri; Perciformes; Serranidae
Product: latent-transforming growth factor beta-binding protein 4
Exons: 35
Coding region: 474-6038 (1854 amino acids)
Molecular function (GO): calcium ion binding
Source: RefSeq, a predicted model, not a curated record
AGAAGCUCUCUGCUCAUACCAAGAAAAAGGCAAAUAAAAAAAAGAAAUGAAGAAAGUGAAGGAGUGAAAGAGAGAGAGAGAACGACUCCUGUACUAAUACUCUGUCUCUCCCAGUGUGGACUGAUGGACCAGAUCCCUGCUAAACAUUUUGUUUGGAGUGGAGCCCAGUCCUGCACACUGCUUUCAAUUAUCUCUCUACCUCCCUCUCUCCCGCUCUGUCUCACUUUCUGCUCAGACACACUGUUGCUCACUCGCUCACACACACUCAGGAGUGUUUGGGAAAAAAACAAGAGUGCGGAGCAAGAGGGGGAAGCGUCUGGUCGUUUUCUUCUUCCUUCCUUCCCUCCUUUCUUUCCUGCGACGCUCGUUUUCACUCCGCCACAGAGAGAGGGAGGCGGGUGAGGGAGAGUUAGAGAGGUUUGGGGAGUUCGGACGAUGCAACACGCUCAGAAACUCUGACUGCAACGCUCAACAUGCUGCAGCCUCGGCUCUCCUUUUUUCUGUCCUCUGUCCUCAUCGUCUUCGUCUCUUCUCUGCCAGCUGAUGGACAGACAGUCUCAGGAGGAGCAGGAGGAGCAGGGGGAGGGGUGGAGAGGAUCCAGGUGAUGUUCACGCCCACCAUCUGCAAGGUGCGCUGCAGCCAGGACAGAUGUGUCAACUACUGCGAGCGAGGCAACGUGACCACGCUGUACAGCAGCAGUGAGGGUGGAGGAGGAGGUGUAGGAGGAGGAGGAAGGAGAGACAGCUCCCAUGGACCGGGCUUCAGAGUCUUCCUCUGUCCUCUGCUCUGUAAGAACGGAGGCAUCUGCCUGCAGAAGGACCGCUGUCUCUGCCCGCCAAACUUCACUGGGAAGUUUUGCCAGAUCCCUGUUGCCCCCACAGCCGUCGAUGCAGCUGCAUCUGCAUCUGCAUCUGCAUCCGCCUCCUCCACCUCCACCAAUGAGAUUGUCAAACCUGCGCUGCUCUCUGCCAUGGCAGCCAAUCAGGAGCUGACCCAGUCUGAGUUCCUGCUGCCGCUGGGACAACACCAGGAGACGGGAAGGGCUGGUGCUCCCGGCCCAUCCAUGGUGAAGGUCAGAGUGCAGCACCCCCCUGAGGCCAGUGUGAAGAUCCACCAAGUGCGGAAGGUGUCUGGAUUCAGCCCCACACUGCGGACUCUCUCCUCCUUGUCCUCGGGGUCAGCGGGGGCUCCGGCUCCAGCAGGUGGGGGGGUCCAGGCCCAAACAGCGAGAGGGGACGGCGCCUUCACCCAGCACUCUGGGUUCAAGUACUGCUUCAGAGAUGUUAAAGACGGACAGUGCAGCUCUCCUCUACCUGGUCUGAGGAGCAAGGAAAUGUGCUGCAGAGGGAUUGGGAAGGCCUGGGGCAUCUCUGAUUGUGUCCUCUGUCCUGAGAAUACAGCUCAAGGCAACAACAGCUGUCCCGCUGGUUUUGAACGAGCCAACGGAACGCAUGGAACACACUGUGUCGAUGUGAAUGAGUGCCUCCAUCCGGGGCUGUGUGAGAACGGGCUCUGUGUGAACACCAGGGGGAGCUAUAGCUGUGUGUGUAGGGUGGGGUUCAUCCUCGACGCCACACAUGGAAUCUGCAUCUCCCAGAGUGUGAUAUCAGAGGAGAAAGGUCAGUGUCACCGGGUCCUGGGUUCCGGCCAGGGUCCAUCCUCCUGCUCCCUGCCCAUCCUCAGGAACAUCACCAAGCAGAUCUGCUGCUGCAGCCGAGUUGGCAAAGCCUGGGGACCCAACUGCCAGAGGUGUCCUUACUUUGGUUCAGUGGCUUUUAAGGAGAUCUGUCCGGCUGGUCCUGGUUACCAUUACUCAGCUUCGGCCCUGCAGUUCAACCAGAGAGUCAACGAGCACCUGGGGAGCCGAGGAGUUCAGCUGGUCACCGACAGCAACCAGGAUAACCAGGGUCCUGGUUCUGGGACCAGUAGCAGCGGAGCCUCCAGGUCUCAGCAGAUACCCUCUUCUUCUGGAGCAAGUACUUCGCUGAGUUCUUCUUCAGGUGUCGGGUCCAGUACUGGAUCAGCUGGUACCAGCAUAACCCACAUCAGACCCAGUCUACCCCUGCCUCAACCCAGACCCCAGCCCCACCCUCUACCUCAGCCUCGACCUCAGCCUCGGCCCCAGCCUCCAUCUCAGCCUCGACCUCAGCCCCAGCCCCAACCUCCAUCUCAGCCUCGACCUCAGCCCCAACCUCCAUCUCAGCCUCGACCUCAGCCCCAACCUCCAUCUCAGCCUCGACCUCAGCCUCAGCCCCAGCCUCCAUCUCAGCCUCGACCUCAGCCGCGGCCAGCUGACACUCCCCCCUCCAGGCCGGUGCAGCCUGGCAGCACUGGCACCACGGCCUCCCAGGACAAACCCCAGACUCCCAGCAGACCUGGGACCCAACAGAACCAGCCCGACCCUGCCCUGUCAUUCACAACACAACAAAGAACCCAGCCUCCACCCACCAGGACUCAAGCAGGUGGUCAGUCCUCCUCAGUAUCCCGGCCAGAUCAGCCAGCAGCCAGAGGGGACUCUCUCCCCGCUCCUGCCCAGCCACAGAGCCCUGAGCGUGGGUCAAGUUCCAGCAGAGACCUCCCUCUGCAGAGCAGACCAGCUGUCAGCCCAACAACCCGACCAGCCCGAGUCCAGCCAGUGCGAGGUGUGUGUGAGAGCAAACCAGGUGUGUGUGGGCGGGGACGCUGUGUUGACCAGCCAGGUGGAAAACACAUGUGUGUGUGUGAUCAGGGAUACCAGCCCAACUCUCAGCGCACAUACUGCCAAGAUGUGAAUGAGUGUAUCCAGUCUCCAGCUGUGUGUUCAGUGGGAGAGUGUAUGAACACCAUGGGAAGCUACAGGUGUGUGUGUCCUCCUGGAUACAGGAGCAGCAGCCAGCAGACUAGCUGUCAAGACAUCGAUGAGUGUCUGCAGAAUCCCUGCACCAACGGUCGCUGUGACAACACGCCGGGCAGCUACAAGUGUGUCUGUCGCCUUGGCUACAGGCUCAUCGGCAACAUCUGCACAGAUAUGGACGAGUGUGAGGAUGCUCUGCAGUGUCCAGGUCAGGAGUGCAUCAACAGCCAGGGCUCGUACCGCUGCGUGUCCUGUCAGCCCGGAUACAGGCUGGUCAACAGGCUCUGCACAGACAUCGACGAAUGUCGCCAGGCUCCCUGCUCCAAUGGUCGCUGUGAAAACACACCAGGAAGCUACCGCUGUGUCUGUCGUCAUGGUUACAAGCUCCAGAACAACACCUGCACAGAUAUAGAUGAGUGUGCAGAGCCGUCUCAGUGUCCUGGUCAGAUGUGUGUGAACACUGUGGGAUCGUACCGCUGUGUGUCCUGUCGACCAGGAUACACACUCACCAACAGACGGUGUACAGAUGUAAAUGAGUGUGAGAACAGCGAGUCUUGUCCUGGUCAGCGGUGUGUGAACACUGAAGGGUCUUACAGCUGUGUGGACUGUCAGCAGGGAUACCACAGCGUCAACGGAGUGUGUGUAGAUGAGGACGAGUGUGUGCAGGCCUCUCAGUGUCCCGGUCAGCAGUGUGUGAACACUGUGGGAUCGUACCGCUGUGUGUCCUGUCAGCCUGGAUACAGCAGCAAGGACGGCUCCUGCCAAGAUGUAGAUGAGUGUGCCAGCGCCGGGGCGUGCGAGGCAGAGCGGGUGUGCGUGAACACCAUUGGCUCGUUCAGGUGUGACUGUCAGCCUGGGUACCGAACCUCCGGCCUGGGAAGACAGUGCAGAGACAUUAACGAGUGUUUGGAGGGAGAUUUCUGUUUCCCCAGAGGAGAGUGUGAAAACUCACUGGGGUCCUACACAUGUGUGUGCUCUCAGGGAUUCACACUGAGUGACAACAGGACCGCCUGCAUCGACGUGGACGAGUGUACGAAGUCUGGUGUGUGUUUGGACGGUCGCUGUGUGAACACUGAAGGCUCCUUCCACUGCCAGUGUCAAACUGGCUUCACCACCAAUCCAGAGAGAACUGCCUGCCUCGACGUUGAUGAGUGUGUCUCGUCCGGCGGCUCAGUGUGUGCAUCACAGCGCUGUGAGAACACGAUUGGCUCGUACCACUGCCUCACUUCCUGUGAGCCGGGCUACCAGGUCACACAGACAGGCAACUGCGUAGACAUUAAUGAAUGUGCCAAUAAGACAGUGUGUGGACGUCACGCCUACUGUCAGAACCUAAUGGGAACCUAUCUGUGUGUGUGUGACCAGGGCUUCACCUCCACCCGCGACGGGAAGGUUUGUGUGGAUGAGGACGAGUGUGUGUCUAUGCCCGGUGUGUGUGGUUCUGCUCGCUGUGAGAAUGUGGAGGGAUCCUUCAUGUGUGAAUGUGACAGACGGGGAGAAGAGUUUGACCACACCACAAGGCAGUGCGUCAACACGGCACAAGGCGCAGGGAUGCUCCCAAGCUCCACCUCCAUCUCCUCCUCGUCGUCCUCCUCCUCCUCGUCCACCUCCCAUGUCAGUGUGGUGGAGUUGGCUCCAGUGCUGCCCCCACUCCCUGCAGCUCGUCCUGGCGAGCUGAGGGAGUGUUACUACAACCUGGCUGAGCGGGGAACCUGCAGCCUGCUGGCCACCAACACCAGCCAGCAGGAGUGCUGCUGCACGGUGGGGGAGGGCUGGGGGCUGGGCUGCCAGUACCACACCUGCCCCACCGCUGACACAGCCGAGUUUCUGUCUCUGUGUCCCAGUGGGAGAGGAUACGUUACUACUGGACCAGGAGCCUUCAGCUACAGAGAUGUGGACGAGUGUAAGCGUUUCCAGCCGGAGGUGUGUAAGAACGGAGUGUGCGUCAACAACAUCCCUGGAUACAACUGCUACUGCGCCAGUGGAUACGUGUACAACAGCACCCUGCUGGAGUGUGUUGAUCACGAUGAGUGUGAGGAGGAGAGUUGUAUCGGAGGACUCUGUGUGAACACAGUGGGUUCUUAUUACUGCAGCUGUCCACAUCCUCUGGUGCUCGACGACACUCAACGCAACUGUGUCAACUCCUCCCACCUCACUGUGGAUGAGAACCUGUCUGUGUGCUGGCAGCACGUCACGGCAGACCUGGUGUGUCAGAGUCCUCUGCUUGGAGCUCAGGUCACCUUCAUGGACUGCUGCUGUCUGUACGGGGAGGGCUGGGGGAUGGAGUGCGCCCUCUGCCCCUCCACUGACUCUGAGGACUACAGCACUCUGUGCAGUUCGUUUCUUCCUCCCUUUUUGCCGGAGGGUUUUCCGGACUUUGGAGCUGAAACGGGAGUGAGACCAGGAGCUGGACGAGGACGAGGAGGAGCCAGUGAGCAAUCUCCUCCAUACUUCCCUCCCUACAGUACGGACUCCUUCCCUCCGCCUGUGCUUCCUGACUAUGACGACUACUCUCCAGCAGGAGACAGCAGGUCAGGUUUCAGAGGGAGGACACCUGCCACCUUCAGCCUGCCAGACAGUGGAUAUCCCAGGUCAGAGUACAGCACUGGUUACUACUCUGAAGGAGACUUCAGCCCCCCUGAUGGCUCCCCGCCCAGGCCUCCAUCCUUACACCUCCCUGUGGACCCCAGGGCCGAGAGGGCAUUUGGGGCCCAGCCUCCUCCUCCAUCACGACCCGACGGGCCUCCUCUCAGCCUGGCCCCACUGCCUGGCGCUCCCUAUGAGGUGGAGCAAGAGGAGGAGGAGGAGGUGGCGUGGAGGCCGGGCCCGCCCUUCCCUCCGUUCACUGAGAGGGGCAGAGGAGGUGGAGGUGGAGGAGGAGGAGGGGGAGCACCGAGGAGGGUGUAUGAGAGGCGUUAUGAAUCCUACGCCGGCCUAAGCACAGCAGAGGACUGUGGGAUACUACAUGGCUGCGAGAAUGGCAGGUGUAUCCGCGUCGCCGAGGGUUACACCUGUGACUGUUACCAUGGAUACGAACUGGACAUGACCUCCAUGACAUGUAUAGAUAUAAACGAGUGUGAGGCUGGCAUCACAUUGGACUUCCCGUGUGUGAACGCUCGCUGUGUGAACACCGAAGGCUCGUUCCGCUGCGUCUGCAGGAGAGGAUACGUCAUGUCCCGCAGGCCAAACCACUGUGUGGCUGCAUAGACCAGACCAGACUGGACUGGACUGGGCUCGAUUAAACCAGUAUAAACUGGUCUAGACAAUCGAGACUGGACUGCACAACAACAGACUGGGCUAGACUAGAUUAGACUAAAGCGGCUAUGGGACCUGAUUUGACAAACUAGAUUAUACCAGGUUAGGAUGAACUGGGUUUAAAAUAGUCUAGAUUGCACUUAACUGGGAAAGGGUGGACUGGGCACCAGUUACACAAGGUCACUCUGGAUAAAAUACCAAUUUAACACCGCUUUUUAGCUACAGUUUCUCCACGUCUUUGCAAAUUUCAACUUGUUUUUUGUCUUUAUAUGUGAACACGAUAUUUCCUUGUAGAUUUUUCUCAGAUUUUUGAUGUCUAGAGAAAAAAAAUAUCUCUGGAAACAAACAAAACUAACUUUUGUUGCAACAAUCCAGGAUAAAUUAAUUGUUUAGUAAAGUGACUGUAAACAUGAUUAACUAGCUCAAACUGAAAUCUGAAUUCUCCUAAAUGUUUUAAUGUGAGGAAAUAUAAUGACGUUGCAGAAGUUUUGCAUACUUUUCUGUUAUGCAAAAGAGGAUAAAACUAUUUUUGAACAUAUUUGUGGAGACAGUGUGUAAGCUUUAAAAAUAGGCUGUAUGGACUGUCUCUUUCCAACAUUCAUCAUUGUAAGGACCCAAUAUAUUAGAUUUUAAUCUGAUUUUUCAAUAUAUAAAAUAUACACUUAAACAUCCUCAAUCUUAUUGACAGAGCAACAACACAUAUAAAUCAAACAUUCUUGACCUCAGUUUCUCUUUGUCAUCGCCCACCUGUCCAAAAAAUACAAGAAAAAGAUAAAAAAUGAACAAUGAUUUGAGUCAGGAAAUUAUUCAUACAGUCACUUUAUUACACCAUUAGUUGGUCCUAGUGUAUAGUCUGCUCUAUCACCCCAUACAUUAUCUCCUCACAUAAAGGUCUACAAAAAUGUGUCGAACAAGUUAAAAAACAAUGUUUAAACUUUGAUGAAACCCCACAGUGUCUGGUCAGUUUAAACCAGUCUAGCCCUGUUUAGCACCAGUGGUUGAAAUCAGGCUAACUCCUCAAGUAGACUCCAGGCCCGCUCUGUUUAGCCUCCGCUGUGAACCACGCUGUGCCAAAGUUCAUCUUUAUGUUCUUUAUGAUGACCAUGACUCUUUCUGAAUGUUUACUGCGUUGAAGUUAAGUCUGGUAGGUUGUUCCCAGCGGGAGAAAAAAACGUGUUUUGAGACAUGUGAAGUAGAAGAAGAAAACAGUUGUGUGUGUAUUUUUUUUGUUUGUUUUAGGAAUCCAACCAGGCUGCAGAGAAACACUGAGCUCACAUCAGUUUGAAAAACAGCAACUUUACAUUUUAACCAUAGAUGGUAAAAAAGAAGUGGACGUAGCCUCCGGGUCAAGUGAAGUCAAUGCUGACGUGCCUUACAGCUACAUUCUUUCUAAUGACCAGCAGGGGGCAACUCAACUGGUGGCAAAAACAAAUUCAGUUGUAUAGAAGUCAGUGAGAAAAUAAACCUACUUCCCACUUGAUUUAUUACCUUGACAAACCUUUUCCCAAUUAAUUUAUGGCCUCAGUCUCUAGUUUCAAGUCCUCUUCAAUACAGCAUGAUGUUCAUUAUGUGAUGGCUCCAAAAUAAAAAAACAAGAUGGCAACAAAAACAACUCAAAACACCAAACUUGAGGCUUUAAAACUAUGGAUGUAUAAAUAGAACCACAGUGUUGGAAGCAGGGCCCAGUUCAUUCCUAUGAAAGCUGCUUAGUCACGCAUGAAGCCAAAAACGUUUGAUUUCACGGGUAUAAAAUUACCUGGAUUUUCCUCAUCACGGGGCCAAUAGAGCUAUAGAGACUACUGCUGACUGAGCGGCUAACCUCUGGUUUUGUGCUCCCAAACUUAAAUGGGGAUAAAAUUAUUUAAACAUGCGGCUCUUCUAGACUUUAAAUAUGUUAUCAGACUGUAUGGAUCAAAUUCGGAUGGUGAAGCGAGUCAUUUUGUUGGGGCUAUGAUGCUAAAAAAUGUAUCCACUAAUUUACAGAGGCCCGUUUGGGGUUCAGUAGUGUCACGUGAUGGACCUGAAUGUUGUAAUGCCACCGUUUGCAUCAUAACUUGGCUACUACGAAAAUUGGCCUCAAAGCCAACGCUGUUUAUUGGGGCUUGGGCGUAGCAAUGUGUAUUCUCGACAGCUCCACCAUUUCUUCCAAAUAUGGUCAUUUCUGGCUACAGAAAACCAAGAUUGCAACGGACAAAAUGCUGAACUCUAGGCUAUAGAAUGAUGCCCACAAACCAGUGGGUGACAUCACGGUGGCUACGUUCAUUAUUUUAUACAGUCUAUGGGUUUAACUGGAUAGAAAACAUAUGGAACGACAUUAAUAAACACCAGGUUUACUGUUUACACAACCCCAAUUUGUUCAAUGAAACAAAGAUUUGAAGGGCAUCAUCUGCAGACAUAAGACAAAAUAUCAUCUAGCUUUAGAAAUAUUAAUGAAUUAAUUAUUUGAAGUAAAAAAUAAAUACAGCAAUGAUACCAAAACAAUGCAAAUCAGUCAUGUAUUAGCAUUAGCAUGGUAGCUGUCCCAUCAUAAACAACAGAUCUUUAACCAUCAAGAAGUAACUAGUGUUUUGUUGUUCCUCAUCUAGAAAACUACGGUUACCCAAGUCUCCUGAGGAAAUGUUGGCAUUGUAGGUUUUUGCAAACCACUGAGACAUUUGUACAUUAUUACGUAGCGGAUACACUAAAACUUAACCCUAUGGUUGAUGUGUGGAUUAGUUCAGGCACAAAAACCACUUGGUUGCAGUUAGAAAAAGAUCAUGCUUUGGCUUAAACUACCUGAUUUUGGGGGCAUAAUCAUGACAGGAAAAACUGCAAAAUGUCGCUAUGAAACACCCACGUUUGAUGCCUAAAAAGCCUCUGGAAACUGAGUCACAACUCACUUUGUCAUUUGUCUCAAACAGUGGUCUGCAGCUUGGCAGCCAUCUUGCCUAGCUGACUGUCCACCAUCCCCUCCACCUCCAGAUGACAAAGUCAGCUCAUAUACCACAUCACUUUUAAAACAUUGAUAGGAAACGUAGAAAUGUUACUUAUUUGUGGUUUGCAUGAAUGUGCAAUGCCAGCGUUUUCUUCUGGCAACUGGGCUGGGUAUGUUGUGAUGAAAUUAAAUUUAAACGUGCAUCAGUAACGAGCCAUCCACUAGCUAGAAGCUAAUUGCAAAGGUACCAAUUGCUGUGAGCUCAUGAGCUAACCCAGCAUAUUCGUUAGCAUAGACGUCGUUCUACUUACAAAACUCAUUUUCUCACUGGGCUGUAGCCACUGAAAUACUGACGGGAUGAGUCCAAAAACCUCCAGCUGAGUAAUUUUAAUUGCUGAAUUAUAUAUUUCAGAACAGGGCACCAUAAUAACUCAACAUUGACCACAACUUCAGAACUAAGUCUGUGCUUGGAUGUGUACUUGCUUAAGCGCACCUUGUAGCCGACUUGUCUUCUUCAGUUUUUAUGUCCAUAAACAUCUUAUAGCUUCGAUUAUUAUUAUUUUUUGUUUGUUUGUUUUAAUCGAAGAAGCAGAGGCAUCCUUUGUUCGGAUGAAUCAAGCAGGAGAAUUUCACAUUGAUUCAAAGAUGUGAAAGUUGUGCAUUCGUGGGAAAAAUAUAUGAGACUUUUACUCCUGGAACCAGUGGUGCCUGAAUUAAAUACUCCUACUUUUCAUCUACAUUUUCUGGGUGUAAAUACAAAAUUUAAAAUCCUGCUUAUGCCGUUAAAAUCCUUCAAAUAAGGAUUAUUAAUUAGGAUUUUCUGUGACUGAGAUAUUUUGACCCAUUACAGAUGUGAUUUAUAAAUUACUUCGACCAGUUAUUCAAAACGUCUUUUUCUCAGUAUGCAGUAUGUACAUUUAUAUACCCUGACAGAGUUUUAUAAUCAAGACUGUCUCUGUGAUAAACUAAUUAAUCAGCAACGCCAUGAUUUAUCUUCACUAAACCAAAUUCAGCGAACUAUGAAUGUUUAUAUUCUAUAAUUUUCUUAUUGUCAGCAAAUUUCAUGCAGAUUCAAACCAAAACAUUGUUUCCUACCAACAAGUGUUUUAUAUGCCCUCUUUAUCACCAUUACCACAUACACUGUAGUUUAUUUCGACUCAAUCCCACACACACCGUCCUGCUGCCAAAAAUAUUCACCAGAGCACCAAAUGCGGAUUAAUCUGCCGCUGAAAACAGUCCUCAACAAAUGCACUAUUUCCAUCUGUUUGUUUAAUAAAAACUACAGUGAGCGUCUGUUUUGGGAAAUUACUAACAAAACUUUUUUUUUAAUAGAUUUACAUCUUCUGCAUCUUUGAUCUGCGCAUUAAAUUUGUUGACGAUAGAAAACAUAUACACCAAAUUUGAUUUAAACAUUACCUUAAGUUGACUUUUUAAAUAUCUAGUCACCAGAAAAAAGGUUGAUGUCGUACGUUUCUACAAACCACAUAUAUGUUACGUUUGUACAUGAUGUGACAUUUCAACAACUGGUUAAUGUCUGAUUAGAUUUAAGACUCAUUUAUCCUUUACAUGCGAAAGUACAAUAAAACGUUGACUAAAAGCCUAGUCCCUUUUACUAGCCCAGUGUGGCUACACAUUUUGACAAAUAAAUGCCUGUCUCAGUUAGACGCCUGGUCUGGUUGCCAAGCAGUUACUUUUUUUUUUUAAGUCAAGUUAAGUUAAGUUCUUUGGAUGUAUGAGACCAGGUUGUUGGCUCCCUCAAAUUAUGUGUCCGUUCCUCGAUUACCCUGUGAGUUAUUCAUAUUGCAUUAAUCCGUAAGGGUCCUCAGAUCAAACGAAUCAAAAGGGUUUUUCAUAGAAAUUAAGUUUCAAGUUGUGAGUAUUGUUUUAACAGGAUAAAGUGCUGUUGUGUCUGGUGCCGCGUGCCGUAAUCCUCGAGUGCCACUCUUUCUCUGAUGUCUGUCAGGGGUAGAUCAAGUAAUAUUCAUACUGGUUUAAAUAAACAAUUUGAUUAUAUUACCCAAUCUAUGCUGACCAACAGUUUUGUGUUAAAGGAAUUAAAGCCCUGUCACAAAUAUAGGCCUGUUGAUUUCAGGGAUUUACGCAAAUAAUAGCCCGGACUAUUAAUUCAAGUUUUACAGUAGAAAUGUCCAUUUCACAUGUUGUAAACAUCACUGCCCUCAUACUUCAUGUUUACUUUAUGUUGGCAUAGAUACAGCCAAUAGAUGGCACUAGAGGGCAGAGUUAAAAUUCCACAGAGCGACAAAGGAGCUGACAGUGGAGGAGGUCGUAUCAGUGCACCUUUAAAUGGAGGCAGUGUUGUUAACCGUGGUCUUCUGUAUGAUAUCACAUCCCGACGUGUGUACGGAGAAUUAUUUUCACUAUCUUACCAAUUCGUUCCUUUCCGUCAUAAUUUAAAUUUAUUUGACGUCUCCUAUGGUCACAUCUUGCUUGAACCAUGCUAUACUGCCUCUAUGAUCUCCAGUGGCACUGGAGGCAGGGUAUAGACAGAAGGCUCCGUUCGUCUCUGUCUUAGUAUUAAACGUUGAGCAUGAAUGAACCCUUAGGCACAAAAACAAAUUGGUGUUUUGGUUUUAAAAACAUGAUCUUUGUGGCACUAUUUUCUCUGGACAAAUAAUUAGAGGCCCAAAAAAUUACCCACGUUUGGUGGCUACAAACCUGCUCAAAACACUGAGAUGUCUUGGUAAAAAACAACUGCUUUUCCUGGCACUUUCCCAGAUGGAAAAACAGCGAAGCGUUUGCUGCUUUUUGGUCUUGAACAGUGGUCCGCUGCUUGGCAGGCGUCUCUCCUUGGUGACACGCCAUCCAUCAUCUCCUCCACCUCCCAGUGACAAAGUCAGCUCAUAUACGUCACUUUAGAAACAUUGGUAUGAUCCAUGUCAAACGUAUAAAUGUAACUUAGUGGUGGUUUGCAGAAGCGUACAAUGCCAGAUUUUUCUUCUGGCGGCUGGGCUGGGCUGAGGCUGAGUUGAUUAAUUACUGACAUGUCUGUACUUAUACUUGGUGGCUUCCUCUCCUGAAUGUCGUGGAGGCUGCAUUCAGUCAUACUGUGUAUAUAACAACAUUCCUCCACAAUAAUCCUGUUAUAUUGUUACCAAAUGAAUGAAGCUGUUACAGCCUGUACGAGAGCGUGUUGAUUGUUUUUUAUCAUUAACUUUCUGAUCUAGUUAACAUGCAGAAUGUGAUCACCUAAAGUUUGAUGUAUAACAUGCACUGUAUCUGCCAGAGACCAGCCUUUUGUGUUCACACAGGAUGUUUUGUACAUUGUUUAAAAUUUCAGUCUCUGGUGUUCUUUUUUUUUAAUUGUUCAUUUUUAUGGUUUAUGAUUCACUUUUUUAUCUUUGUUGUUUGUAUGACAAGAAAUGAAAAUAUAUUUGCACACACUUUUAUUGAAA